Molecule: messenger RNA, 564 nt
Organism: Sphaerodactylus townsendi
Lineage: Eukaryota; Metazoa; Chordata; Lepidosauria; Squamata; Sphaerodactylidae
Gene: LG13HXorf65
Product: linkage group 13 CXorf65 homolog
Exons: 6
Coding region: 1-564 (187 amino acids)
Source: RefSeq, a predicted model, not a curated record
AUGUUUAUUACCAUAAAACAUGGAGACAACCAACAAUUCCUGGCCAACAUUAACUGUUCAUUCUUACUAUUAAUGAAUUACAUACGUGACAAGGCAGGACUCGACAAGUCAGAACUUAUUGACUUGUGUGAAGAAAAUGGAACAUUGAAGCUGCUUUUCCUGGUCAAGUUCCCAGAAGAAAGUGCCACCAAGUUUCUCACCCCCCGAAUAACCUACUACAUUUGUAGGGUAGAACGUGGCGCCCCAGGGACCAAACAAGAAAAUGGCUACCGGGCUUUCCACCCUAUAUUCAAGCAGCCACCAUUGGAUUUGAUUGAUUCCCUGCGCAACCAGUGUGACUUUCUGGAGCGAAGCCGCCUGAAGAUGCUUCGGAACCAAGACGGCAAGAAACCCCCGACUAUGGAGGCUCUCCUUUCCUCCAUGGCAGGCCAGGUGGUGGGGAGAAGUGCUGGAAAGGCUGGAGUGAGUGCGGUGGGUGGCACAGACGAGGAUGGCGCGCCUCGUAAGUUGACCGGAGCCACCAAGGGCAGAAUGGAGGCCAGCAGAAAGGACAAGCACCGCUAA